AUGAGCGACAAUACACAGCAAAGAAUUGACCCCAGAUUUGGGCAGCAGAGAGUGUUUGCUCUGGAUGACCCCUCGGUUGAUCCAGCGGUUGUGGCAUAUUUGGGCCGUGUGAGGCAGGAGGCCUUAACGACUAACGCUAUCUCGCGAGCAAGUCUCGAGCAGAAUAGCGGUCCUAAACAUACUCAUCAAGCGAGCAUGUAUGAUGAUGUCUCCGAAGAGUUACCUGUGGCGAAGAAACAGAGGACGGAAGUUCCUUCACUUAUCAAACAAGCUCAGAAGCAUUAUGUGGAAUGGAAUCGGUGGCUCGACAAAUUACAGGUUGAGUUGGAAUCAAAGGGGAGUCAAAUAGAAGAAUACACAGAUGAGCAGAUGAAUGCUCUGCUGUCACACCUGAAACGGUAUAUUGAGGGGAAACCCGAGAAGAAAGGUAUACACACCCAUCUUCUAAACCUACUCAGGGAGCAUCAUCCCACCAGCAAUAGCGGCAAACUACCGGAUGGGAUGGACGAAGAAUGGUCGGAAAAUCUUAUUAUAAAGUUAGGUCGGUCGCGUAUCCCAACGUUAGAUAUUCUCAAGACGCAUAUUAUGAGCGAUUUUAGUAGUUUGGAACCUCGUGGAUACAAAGCGUGGGCGAAAUUUGUGAAGGAAAACGAACCAUCGCGAAGUAUGUUUCACACUAUGAUACACCCUGGGAACAUCUGGCUUCUGGUCAAAUACAUGAGCGAGCGUUGGAUUGACGAUCUUAUCUCGAAAGCAAACCUCACUGCCAAGCUCAGCUAUUGGCUCCUCUACACAUUACUGUACCUGCCAACAAAAGUGACGGCGACCAACACGAGUACGCUACGUGACUUGGGGAAGAAGUGCCGUGAUUUGAUAGUAAACGAUGCGAGAACAGUGGAUACAGUCAUUGCGCACGGGUCUGCCGAGAUGGUCCAAUUUGAAGCUACCCGUUUCCCAGCGGACUUGUCUGUGAUCCAGCUUGCACUGGCAAGAAUAGCCACUACAUAUGGCCAACAAGAUCUAUUCGAAUUGUCCUGA
Messenger RNA from Huiozyma naganishii CBS 8797, 1038 nucleotides. RefSeq names its product Brr1p (gene BRR1). Gene Ontology annotation, biological process: spliceosomal snRNP assembly. Lineage: Eukaryota; Fungi; Ascomycota; Saccharomycetes; Saccharomycetales; Saccharomycetaceae. The transcript has a single exon. Bases 1 to 1038 code for a protein of 345 amino acids. The record is from RefSeq and is a predicted model, not a curated record. Gene Ontology annotation, cellular component: small nuclear ribonucleoprotein complex.